AUGUACACAUACAUCAGAGACAUUUACGUUGAGAUGACUUACACACAAAAGCAUCUUUAUCAGUGGGCGUUAGUAAAGUUCAUUUCAACCUUUGGAUUCCAGUGGUGGUGUACUUUAUUUAUCUCUGCGUUGGCCGUGCUGGUCGGUCGGUAUAUGCCGACAUCGUUGAACGGCGUGAACUUUUUCAAUCCUACUGAAGAAGAAGAGGAACAACAUACAAGUGAUCCACAAGCCGCCUCAGUUGACGGCGAAGCGAAAUCAAAACCUCUGGACCCACUAGAAUCAAUCAAAAACUGUUCGCUGAAAACUGUCGAUAGCGAAGUGUUCGACAAUGGACCAUUCCGGCCAUCAUAUGCUUUGGGCAAUAACCUUAACGGGCAUGUCACCGGGCAGCCAUAUGAGAUCUCAAGCACACCAAUUGAAGUGAAUGAAAGUCGAAAACAGAAAACGAUGGAAAUUCAGAAUCGAGCUCGUCUGGAAUCACAAAAUGAAUACAUGUGUCUUUCACCGCUGUCAGGCAUCGUGCCGGAAGAACCACUCGAACGAAGUAAAAGUCCUCAACUUGUCGAAAUGCAUACCUUCAGAGAUGCAGUCGACGUUAAUUAUCAACGAAUGGCAAUCACCGGCGAGGAGCUGUCAGGAGUACCGCUAGAGGAUCUGACGGAUGCUGCAUCACACCUGAUACAGGCACUUCAUAUGAGGAACGAUUACAUGGAAAAGAUCGGAAAUCAAUUCCCUAUAACUACCAAACGCUUCCUUAGCGGAGAAUAUCCAAGAAACCUGCCCAAAUUUCGGCGAAAAAACACCGAGCUAACUGCCAAUACUUCAUUCAAUCCGCCGGAGCCACCGAAGGAUCACUGGGGACUUAACACACCACUGCCGACGUUUUCAACAAAAUAUACUCUGCAUCGAAGAGAUGGAGUGGUCGAAGUCUGUGAUGAACAUGGGAAGCUAAAGCCAGAGUUGGCCGAAUUCUAUGUUUCGAAGGAAAGAUUUCUUACUGAUACAGAGCGACUAACACAAAUGAUUGUCGAUGGACCCUUAAAAUCGUUCUGCUACCGUCGUCUUUCAUAUCUACAAAAUAAGUUCCAACUUCAUGUACUUCUCAACGAACUUCGUGAAUUACACGAACAGAAAUCUGUGUCACAUCGAGAUUUCUAUAAUAUCAGAAAAGUUGAUACUCACAUUCAUGCCGCAUCAUCUAUGAAUCAAAAACAUCUACUUCGAUUCAUUAAGAAGAAGAUAAAGACUGAGGCGGACACCGUGGUACUUGAGAAUAACAACAAGCCUGUUACCAUGAAGGAGGUGUUCAAGAAAAUGGGAAUCGAUGCCUACGAUCUCUCUGUAGAUAUGUUGGACGUGCACGCUGAUAGAAAUACAUUCCAUCGCUUCGACAAGUUCAAUACAAAGUACAAUCCUGUGGGAGAGUCCACCUUGCGAGAGAUUUUCAUCAAGACUGACAAUUAUGUACAGGGAAAGUACUUCGCAGAAGUUUUGAAGGAGGUACUGUCUGAUCUCGAAGACUCAAAAUAUCAACAUGCCGAACCUCGUCUGUCCAUUUACGGUCGUAGCAAGGAUGAAUGGGACAAGCUUGCUAAAUGGGCUAUAAAUCACGAUGUCUGGAGUCCCAAUGCAAGAUGGCUUAUUCAAAUUCCUCGACUAUAUGAUAUCUACAAGGCAAAGAACAUGGUGAAAACAUUCGAUGAGUUGUUAGAUAAUGUAUUCACGCCACUAUUCGAGGCAACGAAUGAUCCAUCGUCUCAUCCAGAGCUUUACCGUUUCCUGCAACAAGUGUCUGGAAUAGAUUCAGUUGAUGACGAGAGUAAACAUGAAUAUGUUCAUUUCGAUCGUUCAACCCCUACUCCGCCUCAUUACAAAGAUGGCGAAAAUCCACCCUACAAUUAUUACUUAUUCUACAUGUAUGCAAAUCUUACGGCGCUAAAUGCCUUUAGAAGAGAACGAGGUAUGAACACUUUCGCUUUACGACCUCACUGCGGUGAAGCCGGCCAUGUCAACCAUCUACUCACUGGUUUCCUACUCAGUGAAAGUAUCGCACACGGAAUUUUAUUGCGGAAGGUUCCCGUGUUACAGUACUUAUUCUAUCUCACACAAAUGGGUAUAGCAAUGUCUCCUCUCUCAAACAAUUCCUUAUUUAUUAGCUACCAACGUAAUCCGUUACCAGAGUAUCUCCAAAAGGGUCUCAAUGUCUCACUUUCUACUGAUGAUCCACUGCAAUUUCAUUAUACUAAAGAAGCACUCAUGGAAGAGUAUUCCAUUGCUGCCCAGGUAUGGAAACUUAGUUCAUGUGAUAUGUGCGAGUUGGCCAGAAAUAGUGUAAUGCAGAGUGGAUUUGAAAAUAAGGUUAAAAUCCAUUGGCUUGGACCAAAUUAUCAAGAAGAAGGUGUAUUGGGUAAUGAUAUACACCGCACUAAUGUUCCAGACAUAAGAGUAUCAUUCCGUCACGAGGCUCAUGUAGAUGAAUUGUGCAAUCUCUUCCGUGUUCAGCAUCUCAGUCAUCGACCUGAAUAAUUAACAGAAUUUUUCUUUUCAAACUCUUUUUCUUGGACUUAUUGCAGUGACUGCAAAAGUCAGUGAAUCCUCUUCCAUAAAAAUUCCAUUGUAUGAAAUUGGCUGCUUUAUAUUCCAAGUAGUGAUGAAGAAUCGUUUUAUUGUUGCUUAUGAUAACUCUCAAAGUUAAAGGGUUUAUGGCAUGACGGUGAAAAAUCAUUCAAGAUAGUUUAUACAAAUUAUGAAUAUUGUACUGGUUCUCUUAGUAAUAAAUUUGUUGG
Molecule: messenger RNA, 2789 nt
Organism: Cylicocyclus nassatus
Lineage: Eukaryota; Metazoa; Nematoda; Chromadorea; Rhabditida; Strongylidae
Source: the annotation of a GenBank genome assembly